Molecule: messenger RNA, 756 nt
Organism: Cylindrotheca closterium
Lineage: Eukaryota; Bacillariophyta; Bacillariophyceae; Bacillariales; Bacillariaceae
Source: the annotation of a GenBank genome assembly
AUGAUCAACGGACUUCGUACAAUCGCCGCCAAGAGCUCUAGAUCUUCAGCAGCCCUUCGAAGUCUUUCGACUGCGGCUGCUCGAGCCACAUCCUCUCAUCGUAUCGUUGCGGGAGCCACCAACCCUGCAUCGGUUACUGUACAAUCUCAAGAACAAAACUUUCAACCACAAUACCGCUGGUUCAGUGACGAAACCAAAAAGGAAGAAGCAGCAGCAGCAGAGACAGCAACUGAAGAGCCUCCAAAAGAAGAAGAACCUGCUGCUGCUGCUGCUGCUGCUGAAGAGAGUCCUGAACAAAAGCUACAAGCCGAAGUCAAGGAAUUGAAAGACCAAUUGUUGCGAAGUCUCGCAGAACAAGAGAAUACCCGAAACAUUGCUCGUAAGGAUGUUGAUUCUGCUCGCAACUUUGCCAUCAAGUCUUUUGCCAAAUCGUUAUUGGAAGUCUCGGACAAUUUGAAUCGCGCCUUGGAAUCCGUCGAUGAGUCGGAAUUGGAAACCAACACACAUUUGUCCUCCUUGUAUCAAGGUAUUCAAAUGACCAACGAUGGAUUGAUCAAAGCCUUCCAAUCCAAUGGUGUGACAAAGUUCUGCGAAGAACCAGGUGAUGGCUUUGAUCCUGAAACAAUGAAUGCUCUUAUGGAAUACCCUGAUGAAUCCAGGGAACCAGGCACCGUUGGACAAGUCAUCAAGUCUGGAUUCAUGUUGAACAACCGAGUCUUGCGACCUGCUGAAGUUGGAGUCGUAAAGAAGCCUUAA